UGACAACAAUAGUGCAGUCCGAGCUAGUCGGGGCUUGCUGUCGUGAAGUGUUGGAACCCUGGCGUGUUUACUAACAGAUAUUUCACAACAACAACAAAUAAAAAAGGACAAAGUAUUAAUUUAAGUGGCUUGGCUAAUUUCCGCGCUGGAAGGCUAGCUCGGUGAGCUCGGUCUGGAGAGACACAGCGGCACAGCAGCAGUAAACAUGCCCAUGUCUGUGAGUAAAGCGUGCCGGAGUCUGGCUCUCUCCACCUGGCUGCUCUCCUUCUGUUUCGUGCACUUGCUGUGUCUGGACUUCACCGUGGCCGAGAAGGAGGAGUGGUACACCGCGUUCGUGAACAUCAGCUACCAGGACCCGGCCACCGCUGAGCUGAAGACGGAGAAGACAGAGAGCGGCCGCUACGGCGAGCACUCGCCCAAAAGAGAGGCCCGGGGCCCGGUGUUCAUCCCGCUGUCCGGCCACGACCGACAGGCCUGCGACUCCAGCACCAGGUUCCCCGCACCUCAGCCUGCACACGGGCCCUGGAUAGCGCUCAUAGCCAAAGGCAACUGCACGUACAGGGAGAAAAUCCGCCACGCAGCCAGCCUCAACGCGUCCGCCGUGGUGGUGUAUAACCUGGGGUCGAGCAGCCCCAAUGAAACCAUCACCAUGCCCCAUGCAGGAACAGGAGACGUAGUGGCCAUCAUGAUCCCAGAACCAAAAGGGCGAGAGAUCGUUGCCUUGCUGGAGAAGAACGUAAGCGUGAUCAUGCACAUCACCAUCGGCACGCGCAACCUGCAGAAGUACGUGAGCCGAACCUCCGUUGUGUUCGUCUCCAUCUCCUUCAUCGUGCUCAUGAUCAUCUCUCUGGCGUGGCUCGUUUUCUACUAUAUCCAACGGUUCCGCUACGCCAACGCACGCGACCGCAACCAGAGGCGACUGGGAGAUGCUGCAAAGAAAGCCAUAAGCAAGCUCCAAGUGCGCACCAUCAAGAAAGGCGACAAGGAAACAGAGUCAGAGUUUGACAACUGCGCUGUGUGCAUCGAGGGCUACAAGGCCAACGACGUCGUAAGGAUACUGCCAUGUCGACAUGUGUUUCAUAAGAACUGCGUGGACCCGUGGCUGCAGGACCACAGAACCUGUCCAAUGUGCAAGAUGAACAUCCUUAAAGCACUCGGCAUCCCGGUGAAUGCAGACUGCUCUGACGACGUCCCUCCUGACUACGAGCUGUCCGUCGGCGGCCCUCCCACCAACCCUGUGACCGGGGGCAGCGACGUGACCGGGAGCGAGAGCUCCAUGGUGCUGGACCGCCUGCCAUACCUUCACCACGAACCCGAGUCUCUCACACAGCUUGAAGUGGGACCUCGCAUCGCCAGCAGUGAGCACCAGCCUCCUCUGAGCAGCGACUCGGACACGUCACUCAUCCUGCCGCUGGAAGUUAGCCUGUCUGACGUCGAGCUUUCUGCUGAAGCUGAGCAAGAAGAGGCCAAGUCCUGAGUCGCACAGCCUGGAUGCUACAGAGGCACAGCUUCGGAGGGGGCUCCUAUGGAGCUAAAUAUAGACCAGGACCAGGAUGGAGGGGGGGGAAUAAAGAGGAAACAAAAAGAACACGAGCAAUACUUUUCCCCCAUACGACCUCGUUGAGUCACAAAAAAAAAAGGGUCUUCAUAUCUCGCUCUCUCUGGUCACACCAGGUCGGUCUUGAUGUCUCUUCUUUAUUAGUUUUGCAUUGCCACAUUGGAAAAAGCACACAGAGUUUCAAGAUGCCAGAUUUGACAGCUCUGCCUUUUCAAAUUUUCUUGUAGGAUCACUGCCACUGUACACACAUAUAUUCCAGAGUGGAUAUAUCUAAUUUAUAUACACACACGAGUAUGUACAGCGUCUGAAGCAGUCCGAGUGCAGUCCAAUCAACUGAAAAAAAACAAUGUUCUGUCGUGUCUCAAGUGGUCCCUUGAGAUGUCACCAGUGCUCAACCUUUCUAGAAUUUUAAAUUUUUUUCCCAAUCUGGCUGCGUCAAACAGCGCUUUUGCCGUCCACGUGGUGCGUUUUUUUCGAAACCCCCAAGCGCAACCAUCAUCAAGAGAGUGAGAUAUCGAGAAACGUAGAUUAUUCCAGAAACGUGUUUGCGUAUUAUUGAGAACGUUGGGAUUUUUUUUGUUGUCGUUAACUUAAAGAAGCCAGUUUGCUUGCUCAACACAUGAUUUCUCCGUCCGUAAAAAUGUGAACUUCGCUUUUAGGGAUUUUUGUAUUCUGAAGUGCCACUCGAGCUCGUGAAGCUGAGUUUUCCUCGCGUUCAUCCUGUCGUGCCAUAGAAGACAGGCAGGUCUUUACUCAGUGUGAGGAUGAGCAGCGAUCACGUUGAAUGUUUCCUUUUUCUUUCCUAUGGUUUUUUUUUUUUUUUUAACCACGUCUGAGGAUUUCAGUACGAGCACUACUCGACCGCGUCGUCUUCUGCUUCUUUCCGAAGCAUCCUCACGUACCAAGUCUCCCUUCCUCCUCACAAAGGCUUAGAGCCCUUGGCCAAAAGUCAAAACUUUUUGAUACGCAAGCGUGUCUGCGGUUUUCCAGCAUGGAAGCGUGAGCUUGAAUAGAAUCGUCGUAGAUUAACGUCACUCAUUAAAGUCGGGUUUUAUUUUCGAAUCGCGCAUCGCAUAUAGGAGAGCACAAGUCUAAUGAACGACUUUUAUUUUAAUAUCAAAGUUUUAUUUUUCUAAAAAGAAAAAAAAAAAAAUCAAAGAAAUGAACAGGCCCUGUUUACAGUCAGCAAGGAGGUCGGUGAAAUAGACGAAUCAGUCUCCCAUUUUUGCAUUUUUCCAAUUUCAUUUAAUCAUCCAAAGAAUAGUGCAUUAUUUAUUGCGUGUCUGUGUACAAGUUUAGUUUGAGCACAUGCCCAUGUGUGGUCUGAAUCUGUAACUAUGUCCUUUUCUACAGCAGGUGUUUUAACCCAACCUUUAUUCCAGCAUUCACGUCAGUUAGUGCAUCGGUGUUUAUUUUUGCCCCCCCCCAUACACAUCAUGUUUUAGAACCCCGACAAAAGCAAGUGUUUCCUUUUUUCCCCUGAGCUUUUUCUGUGCUAUCGUGUAUUUUCCACACAGGCUCUCGAACCACAAUGCAUUUGACUGCCUGGAACCUUCGUGUGUUUAUUUGAGCACUGAGUAAGUGCUGAAAGGAGUGUACCGGGAGGAGCUGUGUGCUGGCGGUGGGGAUUUAUGAACCUCUGACAAGUUGCCCAUUUAACAACAAAUGAAAUAAAACCACUUUCGUUCAUUUGUUCAGUGGUGUCAAACUUUUGGGUCUUGACAUACUGUAGCGUUAAACAGCACUGCAGAUGAUUGGCCGAGAGUGAUGUCACUGGAAAAGGGAACUCAGAACUCACAAUGAUGUCAUUUUCGACCUGUGCGUUCGAACUGCAAAGAAGAUUAAAGAAUUAUAAUGAAUCUUUAUUAAUCACAGCACACUGAAAUUCUUUUCUUCGCAUACCCCAGCAUGUCAGGAAGCUGGGGUCAGAGCGCAGGGUCAGCCAUGAUACAGCGCCCCCGGAGCAGAGAGGGUUAAGGGCCUUGCUCAAGGGUCCAACAGUGCAGCUUGGUAGUGCUGGAGCUUGAACCCCCGACCUUCCCAUCAGUAACCCAGAGCCGUAACCACUAAGCCAGCACUGCCCCACCACUGUGUAGAAUCGAUAUUUUGUUUACUGUUGAUGCUGAGCAGCCAUGUUCACUUGAUCUCACUUGCUGAACUCGGAGGUUGAGGAGACCGUCACGCGUUCUCAAGUAGGAAUUUGUGGGAGUGUUUUUUUUUUGUUUUUGUUUUUUUUGUAGUAUAAUACAUACUACGAUAUGAAGAAGCGAUACUGGGGCUGUUCUAAACACCCUCUAGACUUGAUUUCCAGUUGUGCCGAUAUAUCCCAGACACAUCAAAAACACAUCAUCACCAGUGAUUAAGAAAUCAGCAAAUGCCUUUGGAGGACAAACUAAAAGUUUGUUAGUUAGCACAUUGUCCAGUCAAAGUACAAAUAAUAAUAAUAAAAAAAACUGCAGACAAGAGCACCAUGUGUUUAGUGGAGUUUUUUAAUGCCUCCACCACUACUUGAUUUUGCGUUGUCCAUGCAUCCAUCCCAGAUCCUCAUUAGUGCUGUAUCACAAGAACAAGUGCUUCAAUGUUUGUAGGAUUUCUAUGUAAAUAUCAUUGCAACCGGCAGAUUUAGAACCGAUUUAGAUUUUGGAAUGGAUCCAGACAGGGUCAAGGUCAUAGCAAGUUCACAUGUCCAGUAGCAUUACGGACUUCAACUAUUUAAAAUAACGAAUCAUGCCGUCUUCAAUGUUUGUGUGUAACAAUUUUGCCCCACUUCUUGCUUAUUAUGCCAUUGUUAAGACUUCCUGAUAUAAUGCAACCGGAAUAGUUUGAUUUUUGAGUUAUUGAUCUCAACGUUAUCAGUGAUAUCACCACCAGCUGUUACUAAACGCACAGUGAACUGAAUUAUUAAGCAAAACGAUACUCGUUUGGUCCGGUUUCUGUCGACGCCACUCUCGGCCAUGUAUUAAAAUCUAUCUACCAGCACAAACAGCUUUUUACGGCACAGAUUAACACUGACGUUUGACUCGGUUUCUUGUUCGGGUGCCAGCUUCACAGAGCUACAUGAUGACGAUAUUAGGAGGAUAAUUAACAGCUUGUGUUGAGUUUAGUCCUCAACAGUCAGUCAAUAAGCAGAAGAUAUUGUAAUGUGCUUUCUUUGAGAUUCUUAUAGGUUUUGGUUUUCCCCCUACUCAUUUUGAAUCGUUCUUUAUAUUUAAACGUAAAGCCUUGCUCUCCGCAAGGUGUCUUCAUUUAAGUGUCAUAUUAUAGGAUUGUUACUGUUACUAUGUUAUUAAUAUGUUCUCGUGGUGCUCAUCGUGUAAUUUAUCAUGAAAAGUAACUUUUUUUUUCCCUGUUGACCCGUCACAGAGCUUGCCGUAAUUCAGGCUGCGUAUUUGCGAACCUGUGAUCUGCUCUGGAGUCUUAGAUUAGGUUAUGUAAUCGCACAGGGUUCAGCAUCUUUCGCCAAAUCCUCUUCACUCUUCAGUCUGACACACGGCUUACUCUCUCUCUCUCUCUGUGUGUGUGUGUGUGUGUGUGUGUGUGUGUGUGUGUGUGUGUGUGUGUGUGUGUGUGUGUGUGUGUGUGUGUGUGUGUCUUUACAAACGCAGCCCUUGUGAGCCAGUAAGAGGUCUAUCUUGAAUGAAACGAUAAGACGAUUGUAGCAUCUACAUGUGCAUGCUUUGUUUUGUGUGUUUAUCUCGUGUGUUAACUCCAUUGCUGGUGCUCGAAUGUUCAGCAUUUCCACUAAUAAUCCAUGCGUUACUUCCCACAAUUCUUUUAGUGACCUAAACACAAUUGCUCCAUCUUCAUACUUAGAUUGCGAAAGUUACUGAUACACAGCCGGUUUGAUUGGAAGAGUCAUGAGUCAUGUAGCAUUUCGUGCAAAAGUGGUUUCAGUGAUAAUUACGGUAAAUCAGAGACCCUGGGAGGCAGUACGAUGGCACAAUCUUGCUUUUUUGUUUGUUUAUUUGUUGUUCUUUUUUAAGUUAAAUAAUAACGGGCCUCAUUUUUCAAUCUUGGGUAAGUUGUUUCAAUGUUCUGGUAAGCCAAAACCAAAGAAUAAUUUUUUUUUUUUUUUUUUUGGUUAAGAUUUUCCUGAUACCCUUGUGUGUUCAGGGAAAAGCUCAUUUACAUUUACAUUUAGUGACACCCACUUUCAGAAUCGCUGAGAUUUUCACGCUGUACGGCUGGAAUACGGAAGUGGACACUACUCAAUUGCCUGUAGACGAAGUACACACUACACAGUCUUUCACUUGGAGAAAUCCCAACUGAAGUGCGCCCCAUUCCCAAAUCCCACUUUCUCACGAAAAAUAAGACGUGAGAGCUGUCACGACUAUUUGUAAUACCGUACGCCGGUAGGAAUCGUGUCGUGUUCGUUUUUAUUUUUGCCACUCCUAACAACCAUUUGACUAUGGCAUGUCAAACUAUUUCUUAUAGAAACAAUUGUGUGUUUACGUUAUGCUCUCUUACUCUCGCGUACGUAGACGGAUGAUAAACUGGAUUCAGGGAUCUGCUGCACAUGAGAUCAAGAUAUAUGUUUUUCAGCGCUGUGCAUGCGGCUAAUCGCUGACGGGGGUCACACUGCACAAUUCGUCACUUAGAAAAUCAAACAUGCUUGAAAAUAUCAGCACCUCGGCGAUCGCCGAGAUGAAGGAUGUAGUUGCGAAGCGCCAGAAUGAGUCCAUGACUGGAUCAUCGGGGUUAAAAUCACGCAGUGUGCGCUAGUACUAAAUGGUGAAAGAGCGCCUCCUAACUGCAAAAUCUUCCAAUAACACAGCUCAGCCAGUGCAGCAUGUCAGCUACCAUAGACACACACUGACUCUGGCUUCUUUUAUAGGGAGUCAUUACUUUUAUCCUCAUUUAAUACCUAAUUUUAUUUGUCUUAAUUUAUGGGUUUGUUCUGGAUUGCUUUCUUUCAAGUCAUUAACAUGAAAUGGCUAACAAUUUUCAGUACCUUUAAUGAGUGCAGUUCGGAUGAAAUCUGCCAAAUCACAAUAAGCCAUUUAAACUUUGCAGCGUAAUCUGUGUAGAAAAUUGCAGGAACUUGUCAGUUAUACCAUCUGGAGCCAAUUAAUCGAGUUUCAAAUGAGUGAGUCACCUUGCACGUAAAUUUCAUACAAGAAAAAUACAAAUGUUUUUCCCGACUAACCACGUUUUUUAUUUAAAAAAAUUUAGGAAUACCGCAUUUCUCGUGUAAAUGCUCCUGCGACCGAUUUUAUGAAUAAUUCUAUUCAUAUCCAGUUUGAUAAAUGAGGCCCAAUAGGAGUGUAAGCAAUAGUGUGCCAUUGUACCGUAGCUUCCUUUCGGCACUUACACCACUGCAGUCCUCUACAUUUCAUCAUCUUAUCAUUUCAGUGCUCCUUAUUUCAGUUAAGUUUGUGUACACGCCCUUUCAGAAAAGCACUUUAUCUCCGUGAAGGAGAAACAGAUACAAGAAACACACAGUCCUCCUGAUUUAAACUCAGCAGGGUGGUUGCUAAUCCUGUAGCAUUAGUUACUUACUCUAGGGCUACCGGUUUACAUAUGGCACACGUUUAGGAGAUUGUAUCAGCGCUACAACCAGUCGUAAGUUUAUUCCCCUUGAAUGACCUUGGGUUUUAAAGAUUGUUAAACAACUUGUAUACAUUAUCCAGCGGAGUUCAACAGUAUUGCUAUUUUGUUAUAUAGAGGACAGUGUAAAUAUAUUCAGCCAUCUUGGUAUACGGUUCUAGUACAAUGUUGCACGUGUUUGAGUCUUUGAUUGUGAGGUACAAUAAAUUUUAUUGCAUUUUUUUUCCAAA
This is a messenger RNA of Ictalurus punctatus (channel catfish), 7335 nucleotides long. It is a transcript of the gene rnf150a, whose product is annotated as ring finger protein 150a. The transcript has 7 exons. NCBI's taxonomy places the organism in Eukaryota, Metazoa, Chordata, Actinopteri, Siluriformes, Ictaluridae. The record is from RefSeq and is a predicted model, not a curated record. The coding region runs from base 206 to 1477 and encodes 423 amino acids.